Darwinula stevensoni is the source of this 724-nucleotide messenger RNA. The record is from the annotation of a GenBank genome assembly. NCBI's taxonomy places the organism in Eukaryota, Metazoa, Arthropoda, Ostracoda, Podocopida, Darwinulidae.
GUCCUGCUUACUUCGUCGGGAGACAGCGGGACGGCUGGUCGCCCCGCAGCAGCAAGGGUUUCCCAAGCGACAUCCUUUGAGGCGUGCACGGGCAUCCUUUUAGAGGCGUGCACGGGCAUCCGCUUAGAGGUGUGCUUGGGCAUCCUUUUAGAGGCGUGCUCGGGCAUCCGAGAUGACCCGAGGGGAAACUCGCCUCCGCCCCUCCGUCUCGCCCUCGCCGGCGAAGGGGUUGCAACGGGGGCGGGGAGGCGGAACGACGAAGCCGACCGUGACUUCUCGCUCCGAUUCCUCGCAUUUUUCCGGGAACUGGAUUUCCCUCGGCUCCGUUCGAUUCGUGCCUGGCUUCUCGAUGGAGAAGCGAGACAGUUCGGAGUGAAUUUCCCCUCGCUGGAGUUUGCUCUCCUCAUCCUCGCCAUUCUGUCCUUCGCAGCCCAGUUCGUGCAGAAUGUCAGGACCCUGGUGACCACACUGACUGGCACUACUACCACCGGAAAAACCUUUCCCACGGGGAAGACAUGGGAGGACGCUCAGCUCCUGGGAUCAGUCUUGUCCUCUGUCGAUCGCCUCUCUCACUGGUGGUCUCACUCUGACUUCUACACCCCCUAAUGCCACUUGCAAGAGACAUGCAAUCGGCAAAACAUUUGGCAGCUCUUUCCUGGGAUCUCCAUCGAAUGCAUCAUAACAAGUGUAUGAGCAAGGCAUUCCCACCUGUACCUUCCUCUCU